Rotaria sp. Silwood2 is the source of this 4614-nucleotide messenger RNA. The record is from the annotation of a GenBank genome assembly. NCBI's taxonomy places the organism in Eukaryota, Metazoa, Rotifera, Eurotatoria, Philodinida, Philodinidae.
AUGGCUGCCAACAAAUUUUGUUCUGUUUGUAUUCUACGUCGAGUUAUUUGUAGCAUUCAUCCCCAACUUCACAAUAUAUACAAUUUACCAGGUGCUCCUUCUUAUGCAACUGCAGAAUCAUUUGGUCAAAGCAUAGAAGAAUUAUCUGCAGUAUUCACCUUUGGUCGCCAAGCAGACCCAUCGGAAUUUCUACUGUUUUUAUUUGAUCAUCUUAUUUCAUGUUUGAAAACCGAUGAAGUUGUGAUGAAUAUAAAUUCAUCUGUAAAUCCUAUUCAACGUAUAUUUGGUGUAAAUAUACUGUCCACAAUUACAUGCAAAGUUUGUUCUAAUCAAUCAUCUGUUGAAACUUGGGAAAGCAUUUUGUCUUUGCCGAUAACUUCACAUGCAAGUCUUAGUGGAAGUCUUUCAGCAUAUUUCUGCACUGAAGAAUUAGAAAAUGGUGAUUUAUAUGAAUGCUUUCAUUGUAGAAAACAAGUAUCAGCAAAGAAAACUUUAAAAAUUGUUCAGCAAUUACCUGUUGUUUUUUUUCAUUUCAAACGGUUUCAUUAUGAUUUAAUGCUACAAGUAACUCGAAAAAUUCAUAAAUUUAUAAUGUAUCCGGAAAUACUUACUCUUGAUUCGUAUUUUGAUGAAAUUAAUACAGAAUCAAACAAAGAAAAUGAUAAAGACGGUAGUUAUUUAUAUCAGUUAAAUAGUGUAGUUGUACAUGUAGGUGAAUAUGCAACCAGUGGUCAUGUUUUUUCUUAUGUUCUUUCACCUGAUGGAAAUUGGUACAAAGCUGAUGAUGAAUUAGUAACACCAGUUAAAUUAGAUUCUGUACUGGGUGAUGAAAACGCCUACAUCUUAUGUUAUAGUAAAGUACCCAAGAUUUUAACACAUGUAUCUGACAAUGACACGCUAUCGUCUCCUACACAUUCAUCUUCUAUUGUGAUUUCAUCGACUCCAAUACAUACAUGUCAUGAUAUUAGUGAAGUUAACAAUAGUAAUCAUACAGUUGCAAAUUUAUUUGAAGAGGAAAGUCCCAUUUCGUCCAACAACUGUUUUGAGCAUGAAUAUAAUAAAGAUAACUUACUUUCAAAUGAAUAUCUUUCGAUUUUGAAUGAAGAUGAUUCUUCGAUACAAGAAUAUUUAUCUGAACAUGAACGAUCGUUAUCAACGUUAACAGAUACUUCAAGUAUUCAGUUGAAUGAAAAUAUUCAAGAUGCUGAAAUUGGUAAUGAUUUUGUCGCUGAGACACCCGUAUUGCAUCAAUUUCAUCUUCGAUCACUUGAUCUUGCUAAAUUACAGCUGAUUAGAGCUGAAAAGACGAAGAAGAAAAAAAAUCGUCUUCUUGAAAAAAUGGGUUUAUUUAAUGAAUCAGAUAUUCCAACAAAUGCAAAAAAAAUUUUUAUUUCAAAACAAGCUAAGAUAUUGAAAACCACCCUUCACAAACCCAUGUGCACUGAAGGAGCAUCUGUUUAUCGCAUGUAUCAAGAUAAAUUACAACAACGUACAGCUGAACAAAAAAAAGCUCAAAAUUAUGAUAAUGUUGGAAAAAGUAGAUGUAUCUUGAGCAAAAUUAAGUCAGAAGGAGCAAUGGAGUAUCUGUUGGCAUCAGAUGUAGACCAGGGUCUAUUUAAAUUGUUGGAAAAAUUUAAAGCUGAAGUUAAUCCAAAUGGAAUAAUUAAAGGUGCAAUUCAAUUUAUAUCUAAAUAUCCCUGCCAAAUAAUCAUCUAUUCUGAAUCGUCUAUCCGAUUGUUUGAUACUCUUAUAAAGCAUAAGAAUACUAUUUUAUCAUGGGAUGCAACCGGGAGUGUAAUCAAGGAAAAAGGUUUAAAUCGUUUACUAUAUUAUGAAAUGAGUAUAACAUUACCUGGUGUUGUCAAUCAAGAUAGCAUUGUUCCCAUUACAAUAAUGAUUAGCAAUUCUCAUGCUUUAGUUGAUAUCACUCAUUGGCUGAUGUUAUUCAAACACAGUUAUUCUCAGGUUUUUGCUGGAAGAAAAAUUCCACAACCUCGUAUUGUGCUAAGUGAUAGAGCUCAAGUUUUUCUUAUUGCAUCUUUGAGAGUAUGGAACAAUGAAAAUAUGAACGACUUCCUCAACAGAGCUUAUAGAAUAGUCACUGGUUGUGGUACUAAAUUAGAUUGUGACAAAACGAAUAUACAUGCAUGCUUAUCACAUGUUCUUUUAGAUUCCAGAAAAAUCAUUAACAAAUGUAUUCCUGAUGAAUUUCGAAAUUUUGCUAUGUGGUGUAUAGCUUUACUCAUUAAUACAUCAACAUGGAAUGAAUUUAUUAAUAAUUGGAGAUUGAUAUGCUUUGUUUUUAUCGAAUUACAUUUGGGUCAACAGCACGUUAAUCAAGAACAUCGAGAAGCUCUAAUUUACAAAAUAAGUAAGAUCAAAAACGACACAAAUACAACGAGUGUUAUUAAAUCAAGUGAUACAAUGCCAGAUGAUGAUGCUAAUAGCUUUUAUUGCUCGAAUAUCUAUGACUUUAAUGAAAGUGCUGACGAGCAAGGCCCUGAACCAAUUGCAAAAUCAAUAAAAAAAAAGAUUACCAUUGAUGAAGAACAAAAUGCCAAUGCAACUAAUUCUCCAUUUAAAUUUACAAUUAAUCAAAUAUUUUCGGAUAUUUUAAAAAGUUAUGGUAUUUCUAUGGAAGAAGUUCGCAAUAAAAAUUCACGCGGCAUAUUUAAAUGGUUUAAAUAUUUAACAACUUCAUUUAUGCCCACAUUGCCCAUAUGCCAUAUUCUCUUAUUUGCUUCUGUAGGUGAUUUAAGUCGUCAUAGUCGACAAAUGGUUUAUUCAUUUGAAGCUAUAAUCAUCAACAAUGAAGAACAACGUACUACUGCAAUCAGUGAGAGACGGAUGGGCAUCGUAAAACGCAAUCAAUUAGAGUAUCCAUCUAUAUCUUGUGUCAUGUUAACUGAUUUCUAUAUCUUAGGUGGUGAAAUACAUUUACGACUUGAUAUUUUAUUGUCAAUCUUAAUUCCAGAUAUGCUAUCCAUGAUUGACGAAUAUUGGAAUAUGUUACUUAGUUACAGAACAACAUCCAUCAAUAGUUCAAAUAAUGAUAAUACUAUGAUUGUUGAUGAGCAACGUUUUAAACCUAUCGAGGAACGUUGGAGGCAAAAAAGUUCAAAAAGAGGUACAGGAUACUAUACCAAGUGUCCUGAUGAGCCGAUUGUUACUGAUCUUCUAUCCUGUCUAUUAGCAUCACAGGUAAACUUAAAUCAAAACUUAAAACUUCCUGUAAUUAGUCCUAAUUGGUUGAAUACUGCGAUUGGUAUGUUGUUGUCGGUCGGAAAUAAUGAUACUCAUCAUUAUUCAUAUACUUUAUCAUCAACAAAUAGUUCUGUUCUGAUAUCUGAAAUUUCAAAGUUUUUGGAAAAAUGGUUUAAUUCAACAACAAGUUGUAGACCGACAAGAAUUAAUAUUUCUUCAUUGAAUUAUGAAAUAAAUCAACCACUUGAACAAUCAUCAUUUAUAUUAGAAAAAAUUUUAAUACCACUACUUCCUUGUCAUAUGGUAGUCAAUAAAAUACAUGUAUGCAAUAGGUGUAAAUCAACAACAAAAGUGCGUUCAACCAUUACAUCAAUUCCCAUAAAUAGUUCAUCAACAGGUUUAUAUCUUGAAAGAGAUCUCUUCUCUUAUUUUUCUCCUACACAAUCAGAUUUACUUUGUUCCAUUUGUAAUAUUCCCACUAUUCGCCAUAUGGAGGUGCAACAAUGGCCUCCAAUUCUAUUGUUAAAUAUUACUGAUUCAAAAAAAACCAUUAAAUACCGAAAGCCGCCUACAAUGCUCUCACUUUCACAAUUUGGUUCUUGGAUUGCCAUUGGCUGUCCUUCUUCAAGUAUAUAUCAUUUAGUGUGCUUCAAUAGUAUUAUAAAAUCUGGUGAAGAUGAAACGAUGGUGAGAAUUACAAAAGUAAAAAAAAGUUGGCAAACAAAUAUUCAUAAAAGACCACUUGGUGAAGGAGAUCAUUUACAACGACUUUAUGCGAACAGUCGUAAGUAUCAGCAACUUAUUGAAUCUUUAUCAGAUUAUUCUUUUCAACUUAAUUUUCAAAGUGGAAAUAAUAUCUUUUGCAUUUGUUUCGCUUGCAUAAAUAAUUCUUUUUCUGUAGGAAUCGUAGUCUUUGAACGUAUUCUUGGUUCAAAAACAUUUAACUUGGUUUAUGCUAUUGCUCAAUGUACACUAGAGAAACCUUCAUGCUUGAUCGAUGGCAUUCCACAAUGUACAAGUAUUCAAGAAGCUAUUAGUACAAUUGAAAGACAUCCUUUACUGAACCAAUUAAAUAGUGCUCUUAUGUCAGAUAUUAAAACCAGAUUUUCUUGUUCUUCCUGUUAUGAAGCUUCGGAUUCACUCGAAGAACAAAGUUGUCAAAUAUUUUUAUUUAAGUCAACGAUAUCAAACCAACUAGUAGCUUAUCCUAUCAUAUUUAAAAAUAAUGAUGUAAAUGCUGAUCAAAAAUAUUGUACAAAAUGCCAUUGUUCUGCUAAAAAUUUGGUCAUGAAUGUACACAAGCAAGUGUUUGUCAAAUGUCCACUUUAUUUAAUAGUAAGUGUUUUUAAUUAUUUAGUUGAAAUCUAUAAAAUAAGCUCGAAAAUUCUUUUUAUUGAAUGGUCAACAUAA